Tigriopus californicus is the source of this 2506-nucleotide messenger RNA. RefSeq names its product ecdysone 20-monooxygenase-like. Gene Ontology annotation, molecular function: iron ion binding; oxidoreductase activity, acting on paired donors, with incorporation or reduction of molecular oxygen; monooxygenase activity. The record is from RefSeq and is a predicted model, not a curated record. The transcript has 2 exons. Lineage: Eukaryota; Metazoa; Arthropoda; Copepoda; Harpacticoida; Harpacticidae. The coding region runs from base 887 to 2461 and encodes 524 amino acids.
GCUUAAAUAAUUGAAGAAAGAAAUUAUCCUCGGUUAUUAUUUCAAAUUAUUUUUCAAAAAAACUUUAGCAGUGCAAGUGAUUUAGUGUGUGCCUCAUUUGCGCUCUUGCAAAUCAUCACAAAGUGCAGUACGUUCUUAACACAGGGCAGGGCUUCAGUGGUACACCCACCAAAAUCUCCACCAACACUACCGCCACCACGAAUAUGGCCAUUGGAAUGAAUCCCUUGAAACCUGGAGAAUCCAGCGAAUCCACUUGGCAACCAAGACCUCCAGGUCUAAUAGGUCUAAUCGCCGACGCGGUGUGCGAGUUUGAAGUAGUAACAUUCACUUCCACUCGUAUUUGUAGACUCUCCACGUGCAAAACCGAACACUAACUUCUUCAGACUUGGUUCAUUUUGAUACUUGGCUAAUCAAGGGGAUGAUUUGAGUUGUCCUACACAAUAAUACCUGGAGUGUGACCGAGCUACUCUACUCUUUCAUAGUCCACCCAUCGCUCAAUCCCUGGUCUAUCUACCCAAACAUGUGCAGAACUCCGUUGGUGAGAGGGGGGAUUAAAUGUCUGCGCCAGAGGGUGAAAUGAAUCCAGACUGUCUGGUCUCGAACAUCUGUGAAAUCCACCCCUUUCAUGCAUUUUGAACAAAGCUAAUCUCAGCACCAUCCAAAAAACUUGCUCGAGUUUGUUUGGUACAUUCAGUCAAAGGCAAGUGGGAAACCCGUUUUAUCGAGGAAAGUACGGUAUUUCCAAGAAAUUGACCGUGCUUUCGGCGAAAUAAAGUCCAAAGUUCUAUCGAAUACGCGUGACAUUGUGAACGUGACCUUCAGGACUUAACGAGUGGGCAUAUCUUUCACGUUGUGCAAUUUCUAAUCAUUGAAUUUCCAGCUGAUCAUGUUUAUGGCUGUGUGUGUGGUUCUAAUAUCGUUGGUGCCAUUGCUACUGAAAUGGUCCCGCCCGUUGAAGUAUAUCACGAACAAAAUCUGGACUCUCUUGGGACAGCCUCAAGAUGUCGCGGCCAAAGGAAUAUUUGAUAUUCCUGGCCCGUUGUCUUUGCCAUUCCUGGGAUCCUCAUGGAUGUACUCACGUUUUGGACCGUUCACACGUAACAAGUAUCAUGAAUCGAAUGACUCAAAGUAUGCUUCCUUUGGACCUGUGGUGAGAGAGGAGGUUCUGUUCAACUUCCCGCUCAUUCAUCUCUUUGAAAAAGCAGACAUUGAGAAUGUCAUCCGCAAUGAGAGCGAAUAUCCAAUGCGACCCCCUAACGAAGCUGACGUUUUCUAUCGGAGACUUCGUCACGACAUUUAUCUCAAUGACGGCAUGGUCAACUUGAAUGGACCCAAAUGGCACACACUCAGAUCUCUACUCACACCUCCAUUAACGAACAGAAAGACUUUAAAAAGUUAUUCCACUCAAAUGAACGCCAUAGCAAACGAUUUGAUGGAACAUAUCCAAGUUGAACGCGACAAUGAGCUUGGAAUGGUGCGAGAUUUCAAGGAUCUUGUGUACCGUACAGGUCUAGAAACAGUCGGUACCAUUUCCUUGGACCGUAGGAUGGGAUUCCUCCACAAGGAAAUGAAUGAGGAAACUCUCUUGAUCCUGGAAUCCAUUAAAGGAUACCAAACCAGUAGCAACGAGGCUAUGUACGGUUUACCUUGGUGGAAGUACGUGCCCACUAGAUUCUCUGGGGUGUUGACCAAUCUGGUUUAUCACAAAGACAAUCUAUUUAACGCGGUGGGCAAAAUUGUCGAUGAAGCUCUGGCGGACGAGAGGAACAACGGAUCUUCCUAUGACGAUGAGAACAGCAUUCUCAAGCAAUUGCUUAAAACCCCCGAAUUGGACAUCAGGGACGUGAAAGCUUCCCUUGUCGAUUACAUUACUGCAGGCGUAGAAACUAUUGGAAACUCCAUCAUAUUCGCCAUAUCCUUGAUAGCCCUGCAUCCAAAGGUGCAAGAACGGUUACACCAAGAACUGGACGACUCUCUACGACCCGGGGAUGAUCUGACAUUGGAAAAAAUCAACGGGCUGAAAUAUCUCAAAGCUUGUAUCCUGGAAAGUUUCCGCAUGUACCCGACUGCCUCUCAAAUUGCCCGGAUCUUACCGCAGAACACGGAAGUAACGGGUGGAUACGUCCUCCCUAUGCACAGUGUGGUCUUGUGCCAUCAAAGGCUCGCCUCCUUGCAAGACAAGAACUUCACGCAAGCGAAGAAAUUCGCGCCAGAAAGGUGGAUGGAAAAUUCGGAAGUAGACUUUCCGGUUUGUGAGCGAGGUUUGGUGUUUCCGUUCGGCGCGGGAAAGCGGAUUUGUCCCGGGAAGCGACUGGCCGAGCAAGAGAUUCAUGUGAUUGUUGCCAAGCUCUUCCAGAAAUACUCUGUGACUUUGGUGGAAGAGUUCCAGGCGGAAUUUAACUUCCUUCUCACUCCUUCAGGCUCUGUGCCCAUCAGAAUUCGAGACCGAACUCUGGGUUGAUGUCAAAUUACUUUGGAAAAUAUACACCACGCUUUCGAAAUCCAA